Messenger RNA from Physella acuta, 1083 nucleotides. RefSeq lists its product as uncharacterized. The record is from RefSeq and is a predicted model, not a curated record. NCBI's taxonomy places the organism in Eukaryota, Metazoa, Mollusca, Gastropoda, Physidae.
CUUUGUUGUAAUAUUUGCUAAAAUAAACAACGACGACAUACUAUACCUAAGACUUGAGUUUCACUAGAGUCCAGAUCUAAAUUAUUAAUAUUGUAAGUGUAAGGAUGACAUCCAUGUCUAUGACGAGGUACACAAGUACAGCCGUCUUGUUGCUGGGACUGUGGACACUCCCUUCAAGCGGCGAGGUUAGCCAGAACUCUAGUGAUGGAACCUGCAGCGCCCCUACGUCUCAGAAUGGCGCUCUUCCACUGAUACCGACUUUCGAAAACGACACGGUGUAUCUGACUGUCAAUGAGUUAAAAGAUCUGAGGCUGGCUGUGAAGGAGUUAAAAGAUCUGAGGCUGGCUGUAAAGGAGUUGAAAGAUCUGAUCGCUGCCGCCAACAACGCGAUCGACUACAGCCACCAGGCGACUGAUAGAAUGUAUUUGAUGAUCUUCAUAUUUCUUUCUGUCGUCGGACUACUGGGUCCUAACUUCUUCAAAACCGUCAUCGUCAUAGAGCGUGAAGUUCAGCCGUCUCAACUCACCUUUAACAACAAUGGCCGUGGUACUCAAAAUAUAAUCACCGGGACAGGGACAAUUAAUUCAUACAAAAUAUGUAAAAUAGCCUUCAGAAAUUUAUUCUCACCUGACCAAUCAAUGCCCGGGACAUCUGAUGUUCCCACCAAUAGGAGCGAGUCUGCUGACCCGGCCGGUUUGACUAUUGCUGUGCCGGACGGUGUGCCGGUUGGAGUGCCGGUUGGAGUGCCGGUUAAUAUGCAUCUACAACUGACAACAACUGACAACACAGCUGGCCUAGUUACAAUGGAAACUAAAAGCCCCAAGCCGAGUGAUGAUAGAGAGGAUGAUGAAACACUGGUGCCAUUAUCACUUGAGACGCCACACUGAGUUCCAGAAAGUAUCCAGCCUCGACUGAGAUUCAUUCCUUCCUCUGGGUUAGCUUUAUACGUCUAUAAGUGCUCCAUUCAAUGUACACCCCCAGCUAUAUUUCUUCUAUUUGCAUUAAUUGUUUAUUUUAAAAAAUUGCAUUGUUUUGAAAAUAUAUAUUCUCCCUAAUCAAACUAUACAAUGUCUUGUGUUCUAA